AGGAAGGGACUCCCAGUCUUCGUCGGAGUCGGUGGCUGUUUUGAAGAAAAGAAAAGUCAGCCUUUCGUGAUCUCAUAAGAAGGAAAGAAAGGAAGGAAAUUGUGCAGGGAAAGGAUGAAUUUAUGCUCGAGCAAGGCGGUCAAUGCUGCCUGUCUGCGUCGCCGGGCGGUCCAAGCUAGCUGUCUGCGUCGUAAUAAUCGUCGCAUACACGUCGCGUAUUACGGGCUGGGGCCGACGAUGCGAAGGUCGCAGCCCGGCCCACGCUCACGGCGAAUGAUCGGGGUGAGACCAUAGACUGUGGCGCCGAGCACCCCCUGAACGACGAGGCUGCCAACG
Messenger RNA from Canariomyces notabilis, 336 nucleotides. RefSeq lists its product as uncharacterized. The coding region runs from base 115 to 294 and encodes 59 amino acids. The record is from RefSeq and is a predicted model, not a curated record. Lineage: Eukaryota; Fungi; Ascomycota; Sordariomycetes; Sordariales; Chaetomiaceae. The transcript has a single exon.